GAAACACAAGUGCGACAACUGUGUCUACUUGACGGCUGAUGAUGACAUGUCAACAACAAACAUGGCAGCAAGCAGCAACUACUGGGAAGAUUUGCGUAAACAGGCCAGACAGUUGGAGAAUGAGCUGGACCUCAAGCUGGUCUCCUUCAGUAAGCUUUGCACCAGCUACAGCAGCAGCAGCAGCAGUAGCAGCAGCCAAGACCAGCGGAGCAGGUCUGAUUCUCUGGGCUCAUCUCACGACAAUAUGCUUGUGGCCAUGACGACUGAGCUGGAGCAGCUCUUAGCCAAACUUACAGCAGUCAAUGACAGAAUGGCAGAAUACACUAACACCCCUGGAGCUUCGUCACAUAACGCAGCAUUGAUGCACACCUUACAAAGACAUAGAGACAUUUUACAGGAUUACACUCACGAGUUCCACAAAACCAAAAGCAACUUCUACAGCCUGCGAGAGCGAGAGGACCUUCUGGGCUCAGUUCACAGAGACAUUGAGUCCUAUAAGAGCAGCUCAGGGGUGAACAACAGAAGGACAGAGCUCUUCCUGAAGGAGCACGAGCAUCUAAGAAACUCAGACAGCCUUAUUGACAGCGCAAUAAGUAUCGCCAUGGCUACCAAAGAGAACAUCACAUUUCAGCGUGGGAUGUUGAAGUCCAUUCAAACCAGGGUCACAACUUUGGCCAAUCGCUUCCCCGCCAUCAACAGUCUCAUCCAGAAAAUCAAUUUGCGCAAGAGGCGGGACUCUUUAAUUCUGGGUGUGGUGAUCGGCGUCUGCACCAUACUCCUGCUGCUCUACACUUUCCACUGAUUCUCCGUCAACUGACAAAAAAAAAACCUUAUUCUAACUCAGACCAAGUGUUUCCAUGAUGGUUUUUAUUCUUUCAUAUGUACUCUACCUGACACAAAAACAAUUUAACAUUGAAAAGAAAUGAUAUCAUCUCUAAGAGUGGAGAGUUUAUUUAUUUUGUGAAUUAAGGGGCGUCCGGGAAUUUGUAUAUUGCUGCUUGUAUCCUGUUGGAAUUUGAACUCUUUAUAAUUUCACAAAGUAACCUUCCAUUGUGAUUGUGUAAUAUCAUUGUCAUAUUUUGUUAAAUAAAAGUGACAAACUCACUU
Molecule: messenger RNA, 1107 nt
Organism: Archocentrus centrarchus (flier cichlid)
Lineage: Eukaryota; Metazoa; Chordata; Actinopteri; Cichliformes; Cichlidae
Product: Golgi SNAP receptor complex member 1-like
Exons: 9
Coding region: 47-802 (251 amino acids)
Biological process (GO): endoplasmic reticulum to Golgi vesicle-mediated transport; vesicle fusion; inter-Golgi cisterna vesicle-mediated transport
Cellular component (GO): SNARE complex; Golgi medial cisterna; Golgi membrane
Molecular function (GO): SNAP receptor activity
Source: RefSeq, a predicted model, not a curated record